Molecule: messenger RNA, 669 nt
Organism: Fraxinus pennsylvanica
Lineage: Eukaryota; Viridiplantae; Streptophyta; Magnoliopsida; Lamiales; Oleaceae
Source: the annotation of a GenBank genome assembly
AUGUUAUUGACCCUCGGCAUAUUAUUGAGCGUGUUUGGGAUUUUAGCAAAGCACGAGUUCAACAAUGACAGCUCUGAAGCUCAGCUAUUCUUGGCUAGUAUAAUCGGACCUCUUGGUGUCUGGAUCAGGUGGUUCUUAGCUCGUUUUAAUGGACGAGGUGGAUCGUUAAAAUGGAUUCCUUUUGGGACUCUCGCUGCCAACAUUCUUGUUGCUUGUAACAUGGCUGCAUUGGCAACACUUGAGAAAACGCAUUGCCCAUUGACAGGCCUGGUGGUGAUGUUAUUGACCCUCGGCAUAUUAUUGAGCGUGUUUGGGAUUUUAGCAAAGUGCGAGUUCAACAAUGACAGCUCUGAAGCUCAGCUAUUCUUGGCUAGUAUAAUCGGACCUGUUGGUGUCUGGAUCAGGUGGUUCUUAGCUCGUUUUAAUGGACGAGGUGGAUCGUUAAAAUGGAUUCCUUUUGGGACUCUCGCUGCCAACAUUCUUGCUGCUUGUAACAUGGCUGCAUUGGCAACACUUGAGAAAGCGGUUGAUACCAAGAAUUUUGAUACUGUGGCAUCAGCAUUACAAUUUGGCCAACUUGGUUGUCUAAGUACUGUUUCUACUUUCAUUGCUGAAUUUCAUAAAAUGAUGCAGAGCAAGCACCCCAUGGAUGGCAUAUGCUUAUGCUAG